This is a messenger RNA of Triplophysa rosa, 2285 nucleotides long. RefSeq names its product solute carrier family 25 member 6 (gene slc25a6). NCBI's taxonomy places the organism in Eukaryota, Metazoa, Chordata, Actinopteri, Cypriniformes, Nemacheilidae. The record is from RefSeq and is a predicted model, not a curated record. Gene Ontology annotation, cellular component: mitochondrial inner membrane. Bases 143 to 1039 code for a protein of 298 amino acids. The transcript has 4 exons. Gene Ontology annotation, biological process: mitochondrial ATP transmembrane transport; mitochondrial ADP transmembrane transport. Gene Ontology annotation, molecular function: ATP:ADP antiporter activity.
CAUAUCGCGAUAAACCUCGUGAGUUUGUGGAGCCCAUGCUCCGCAGUAUCUCCAUCACUUUCAGCUCUAACUCCUGCUGCCUUCACCAGCGGUUUAACCAUACUGUGCUGAUAAAAUACUGAGGUAAUAUCUUUGCGCUGCCAUGGCUGAUGCCGCAAUAUCUUUUGCUAAAGACUUUCUAGCAGGCGGAGUUGCAGCUGCUAUUUCCAAAACUGCGGUCGCACCGAUAGAGAGAGUCAAACUGCUGCUGCAGGUACAACAUGCCAGCAAACAAAUCAGUGCAGACAAACAUUACAAAGGUAUUGUCGACUGCAUUGUGAGGAUUCCCAAAGAGCAAGGCUUUGUCUCUUUCUGGCGUGGCAAUUUAGCCAACGUCAUUCGCUACUUCCCCACACAAGCCCUCAACUUUGCCUUCAAGGACAAGUACAAACAGAUUUUCCUGGGUGGCGUUGAUAAACACACGCAGUUCUGGCGAUACUUCGCGGGUAACCUGGCCUCUGGUGGUGCUGCGGGAGCCACUUCGCUCUGCUUUGUCUACCCUCUCGAUUUUGCUCGUACCCGCCUAGCCGCAGAUGUGGGGAAAGCUGGCAGCACCAGGGAGUUCAAUGGGUUGGCUGACUGCCUGGCCAAAAUCUUUAGGUCAGACGGGCUGCGGGGUCUGUACCAGGGCUUCAAUGUCUCUGUUCAGGGUAUCAUUAUUUACAGGGCAGCUUACUUCGGAGUCUACGACACUGCCAAAGGCAUGCUUCCAGACCCCAAAAACACCCACAUUAUGGUCAGUUGGAUGAUUGCACAAACUGUGACAGCAGUAGCCGGCGUGAUCUCGUAUCCCUUUGACACUGUUCGCCGUCGAAUGAUGAUGCAGUCAGGACGCAAAGGAGCGGACAUUAUGUACACAGGAACCCUUGACUGCUGGAGGAAGAUAGCUCGCGACGAGGGUGGCAAAGCAUUCUUCAAAGGGGCUCUGUCCAAUGUACUUAGAGGAAUGGGGGGUGCUUUUGUGCUGGUGUUGUAUGAUGAAUUCAAGAAGUUUGUUUGAACAACAAGUGCUAGGAGAAAGAAAUAAUAGUAGAAUAGCUUUUACCACACAAUUCAAACCCUGUCCACUCCACACAAAUGUGGACUUGGUUAAAUAGUCUUAGAUGUGAAAAGGAAAUAUUAAUAUUUGUGUUUAAUUAAAGUCCACAUGAUUUUUGUUCAGAGAACACUAUUGUCCUAUGAUAAAAUUUAGGGCAUCUUAUAUUUUAUCAGAAAGAAAGCACCUCUCUGUGUGAUUCAAGCGUGAAUAUAGACUUGUCCCCAUAUCGAGCUUUUGAUGUUGUGCAGUGGCUAUAAAGAGCAGUUAUAUUUUAUUAGAAAGAAAGUAUAUUCGUGUUGUAAGCACGAAAACAGGCUUUGUUACUAGCUUUGAUGUUGUACAGUUAAAAGGGCAAGAGUAGAUCCAGAGAUAUGAUAUACAAAAUGGGUUGCAUAUAAAAUGUGAUGCAAAAUCAAUUAAAAUUCAUGCACUUGUUGCUUUUGUGUAUAUCAUUUAACAUCAUUUGAGGCAUUAUUAAUAGAUUGUUAAUUAGAGUCCAUGAUGCAGUAGCAUAAUACUUCCUCAAGAUGGCGUGACGCGACUGCCUUGUGCUGCGAUCCCACAGUGUUUAGACUCGGUUCCCGAAAUUCUGUGGUAACAAGGGGGUUCAAAAUCACCCCCGAAACAAAAUACGGAGUUCAAACACCGCGGCAUAAUGUUCCACACUUUAAACGUUUUCUCCCGUCACGAGUUGGACUUGACAAACGCACCAAGAGUUGGUGUCAAAUGGAGUCAUGGCGGUAUUAAAUAUGACGCUUUAAUUCACAACAGAUUUGCCCUUUAUCAGUCUCAGCAGUGAAUAAAGACGGUAAAGUCAUCCAGCAGAGAAUGCGUGGAGCCAGAGACAUGGCAUUCACAGGCAAACGUUAUGUGACAUGAAAAGUGUAUUUCCAUGAUUUCUCUUUUUGGAAGUCCGCGUAAGUAUUUUCCAUCUUGGAUAAUGAGGGGAGUCAUAUUUUCAUGCUCAUUUUGCUGUCAGUCUCGGUGUUUGGUUGCGUCAGUCUGAUCUUGAUUAAGUAGAUCCCGCUUUCAAAAGUAGAAAUGUGAGGAAGGGCAUUUUGAGUUCAGCAAUGACACUGAAACAUUAUAUUCAUCUUAGCAUGUAAAGCUAUUAUAAUCUUAUGUCACACUAUGUAAAGAGAAGUACUGUACUUAUAGAUACUUGCAAGUAUUUGAAAGCAAAGUGCUUGUAUGCAAUAAAAGUGGA